UCGCUGGCGGCGAGAGCUGGGCGUCGGGACGCUGCAGCCACGAGGAUGCUGGUGCUGACGGCGCUGGCACUGGCGCUGGGCGCGUGGUGCGGCAUGGUCCUGGCCGCCGUCCCGGACCACCCCGCGGGGGUGCUGGGCUCGCGCAAGCUGGGGGCGGCGCCCGACUGCAGCGGCGUGGUGGCCUUCUCCGGGGCGGGCGCCCGUGCGCGGUCCGCCGACAGCAUGCUCGCCUUCAGCGCCUCGCUGACGGACCGCGGCGUGGGCUGGAGCUCUCACAGCGGCGAGUUCACCUGCCACUGCCCGGGGCUCUACCAGCUGUCCUUCGCUGGAUACGGCUCGCCCGAGGCGCGGGUGGUGCUGAAGAGGCAGGCGUCGAACCACACCGAGUGGAGCGCCGUGCUGUCGACCGGGCCGGGGGGAGGCGCCAACAUCGCCCUCAUCGACAUGGACGUGGGCGACAAGGCGGCGCUGUUCCUCCAGGGCGGCGCGCUGCAAGGCGAGCCUGAGACGUCGUCCUUCAGUGGCCUCCGGGUGGCCAAGAAGUAGACUCCUCCUCCGCCUCCUCCCCCCAUGGGGGAGCAGUGUACCAAUCCACACACACACCCACCUACCAGCCUCCUCCACACUGCAGUCACACGCGCCCAUGUCCGGGCGUCCCCGAAAAGAGCGAUACCUACCUGUGCACGCGGAACCAAGGAGGGUGGGGCGAUUCCCCUUUCCUCCCGCCCUCCAACACAACCUUAUGAUAGAAACUCGUACUGGAAAAAAAUUAAUCUGGGAUAAACUUAAUACACACCCUGUGACCCCAAUUUUCACACACUUCUGAAACCUGUUUGGUUGGACGAGAGGUUCCACGGUGCCACACCAAACUUUUAGACUGUUGGGAACCCUACCCAAGAUUAUUUACUUCAGCAUGCUCUUUUGUUUCUCGACGUAUUGGAUACUUUCGGUGAUAAAACUUCCUUAGCUGUGCUCUGGUGUGAGAGGCCUUCCGUUUCGUUGUGUGGCAUUUCGUUUCUGCUUUUUUUUUUUAUUUCCCGCAAGACUUUUCUUCUCAAUCCUGUAUUUAACAUUGCAUGAUUUUUUUUUUUUUUUUUUUUUUUUUAAAUAUAAAAUGAACCCACC
This is a messenger RNA of Bacillus rossius redtenbacheri, 1125 nucleotides long. RefSeq lists its product as uncharacterized. The record is from RefSeq and is a predicted model, not a curated record. NCBI's taxonomy places the organism in Eukaryota, Metazoa, Arthropoda, Insecta, Phasmatodea, Bacillidae. The coding region runs from base 46 to 546 and encodes 166 amino acids. Gene Ontology annotation, molecular function: protein binding. The transcript is spliced from 3 exons.